Aspergillus fumigatus Af293 is the source of this 1368-nucleotide messenger RNA. RefSeq names its product MT-A70 family. The record is from RefSeq and is a predicted model, not a curated record. Gene Ontology annotation, cellular component: RNA N6-methyladenosine methyltransferase complex; nucleus. NCBI's taxonomy places the organism in Eukaryota, Fungi, Ascomycota, Eurotiomycetes, Eurotiales, Aspergillaceae. Gene Ontology annotation, molecular function: nucleic acid binding; methyltransferase activity. The coding region runs from base 1 to 1368 and encodes 455 amino acids. The transcript has a single exon.
AUGAUGCCACACUCCAUCCUCUACCAGAAUGCAGAAAAAACAAUCCUCUUGAUUGACAUCCCGACGUCAAUCGCAUGCGCACAGGAACUUUCGCCGGUGCAGUUGGGAGCCACACUGUGCAAUUCCCACCCUACGGAGGCAGGGAUAGAUUAUCACAGAAAACGUCAUCUCUUAUCUUCAAGCCCUCUGGAGAAGCCGUACGCAGUAUCCACAGAGCCCAAAUCGGAUGCUGCGAGGGCUAGAGUCCUCAGUAGACUUCCGGUCUCUGAACGGGCCUACCAGACCGAAAUCAUUGAGCCUCUGGUUCGGGGGGCAUUGCAGGAGAUUAGCCGCGCCCACUUGGACUCUGCAGAAUGGUGCCUCGAGAGAAAGGUCCUAGAGCAAGAGACGCAGCUGAAGAGGAAACGAGACGAAACUAGGAGCAGAAACUCACCGUGCGAGGAUGGGUGCUCGGCGGAUGAUGCGCUUGGUGUAUCUGCCCCUAAUAGCCCGUCGAUUAUCCUAUCGCCGGGAUUGAACAUGUUCGAAUCCUUGCCGGAAAUUUGCAACGUGCUGGUUAGGAAUACGUCUUUGGCGCAAGCCGUGCUAGAUGUCCGGUGCAAGGCGGAGCACGAGCCCGAGCACCGUGAGCAAACGACCACGCAUCGGCAUGUCUUCUUCGUGCCGCCAUUCUCUACUUUCUUGCUAUGCGAGCUGCCGCUAUCGGCAGAGGAUGAGGCGAGUCAGGGCCCUAUCCCGGGGUUAUCUCUGGACCGCAAAUUCAACUUAAUCCUUCUCGACCCGCCCUGGUCGAACCGCUCCGCUCGGCGCAGCGGGCACUAUCAGACACAGUCCUAUUCUGAUAUAGGCCUGCUGUCUAAGCGCAUACGGGAUAUUCUGAAGGCCCAUCUGUCGGACGACUCCCAGUGUGUAUCCAUUGCAGCAAUCUGGAUAACUAACGCGGCAAAGGCACGCAGAGCUGCAUACGAUGCCAUUAAGGGAGCGGGGUUGUCCGUGUACGAGGAAUGGAUGUGGAUCAAGACGACGACGAAGGGCGAGCCCAUUACGCCGCUGGACGGACUAUGGCGGAAGCCGUACGAGAUCCUUGUCAUUGGAAGGAGGAUAAAUCGUUGGCCAUCUGAUGCGGCUGAUGCUAUUACACGGAGGGUCAUCGCAGGCGUCCCGGAUGUGCAUUCUCGAAAACCAAAUCUCAAGGAGGUUUUUGAGCAGGUAUUCUUCUCGAGGACAGGAUCUGGCGCGAAGACGGGCCAUACUUGUAUGGCGUAUUCUGCAUUGGAAGUAUUCGCGCGUAAUUUGACUGCUGGCUGGUGGGCCUGUGGGAAUGAAACUUUGAAGUUCAAUUCAGAAGACUGGUGGGUUGAGGCCUAA